CGCUGCGCUGUCAUUGGUGCUGGUCCAGCUGGUAUUGUGACUGCCAAGGAGCUUCUUGAGGCCGGCCAUGAUGUCACCAUCUUCGAGAAGAACGAUACCUUUGGUGGUGUCUUUCUUUACCGUGAUUACAAGGUGUGUGUGUGUGGCGGCGUUUACGACGGCUGCGUGCUCACCAUCGGCAACUACGUGAUGACCUUCUCCGACUUUUUCGAGCCGGGUGACAAGUACCGUUUCUGGACUGCCCAGGAAUACUGGGAGUAUUUGGCCCGCUACAUUGAGCACUUUGGCGUUGAACGCCGCAGUACCGUGUACUACAACCACGAAGUCCUCACCGUGGCUCGCGCCAGCCAAGACACCUGGAGCGUCACCGCCAAGUCUGCCAAGGGCAAGGUCCACAGCGCCGUCUUUGAUCACGUCGCCAUUUGCAACGGUGCCCACCAGGUCCCGAACCAGCCCAGGAUCAAGGGUGCCGAAUCUUCGCCCAUCACCAUCUGCCACUCUGAUUCCUACAAGCGCGCUGCUGGCGACGCACGUUUUGAGGGCAAGCGCGUUGUUUGCAUGGGCAUUGGCGAAACGGGUGCUGAUGUCGCUGCUCAUGUGGCUCAGGUCGCCAGCGAUGCCUACCUCUCCAUGCGUCGCACCCCCCACGUCGUGCCCCGUAACCUCUGGAACCUUGGCUUUCCUGGCGAUGCCUCCUCCACCCGCGCCAUGUUCUAUUGCCAUCACAUGUGGAUCUCGGCCCUUCACAGCUUUGACCAGUGGAUCCGUCUAGUGACCAGCGGACCCAAAUGCCAGGCUUUUUUCAAGGAGCGCUCCGGUGGCCUCGUCGUCGAGCAGUUUCUCACCAAGAACGACAACUUUAUCCCCCAUCUGUUGGACGGCAGCCUCAAGGAGAAGCCUGACAUCGAUCACAUCGAGGGCCGUCGCGUCUAUUUCACCGACGGCUCCUUUGUGGACGACGUGGACACCAUCAUUCAGUGCACCGGCUUUGUCGACUCCUUCCCCUUCCUGCAAGAUGUGGACAUGCCAGAUGUUCGCCACUUGUACAAGCACAUGAUUCAUCCCGAUAUCGGCCCCAGUUUGGCUUGGAUUGGCUUUGUGCGUCCCGGUACGGGUGGCGUCCCCGCUUGCGCUGAACUCUGCGCCCGCUAUUUCGCUCUCCUGGCCUCGGGUGAACGCAAAUUGCCCGACGACUGGCGCCAACGCAUUGCGCGCGAGGCCAACAUGGAGGAAGAUCUCAUCAACAUUUCCAGCGGCCGUGUCAAGACCCUCGUGCUCUAUGGUGAUUUCAUGGAAGCCAUGGCCCAGCACGUGGACUGCCAGCCCAUGAUCAUGCGUUACCUCUUCACCGAUCCCGUCUUCUGGCUCAAGCUGCUUUAUGGUGCCAUGUCCCCCAUCCAAUUUCGCCUGCGAGGGCCA
Messenger RNA from Monosiga brevicollis MX1, 1419 nucleotides. RefSeq lists its product as uncharacterized. The annotation marks the transcript as partial. The transcript has 4 exons. Gene Ontology annotation, molecular function: N,N-dimethylaniline monooxygenase activity; flavin adenine dinucleotide binding; NADP binding. The record is from RefSeq and is a predicted model, not a curated record. Lineage: Eukaryota; Choanoflagellata; Craspedida; Salpingoecidae.